Messenger RNA from Cricetulus griseus (Chinese hamster), 10318 nucleotides. Lineage: Eukaryota; Metazoa; Chordata; Mammalia; Rodentia; Cricetidae. The record is from RefSeq and is a predicted model, not a curated record.
AUGGGGCAUGCUGGGCGACAGUUCCAAGCCCUGUUCUGGAAGAACUGGCUUUGCAGACUGCGGCACCCAGUUCUCUCCCUUGCCGAAUUCUUCUGGCCUUGUAUUCUCUUCAUGAUUCUGACAGUGCUUCGUUUUCAAGAACCCCCCAGACACAGAGAUAGCUGUUACUUGCAAGCCCGGGAUCUUCCCAGCCAGGGUGUUUUCCCUUUUGUUAAAGGACUGCUUUGUAACACUGGCUCAAGUUGUAGGAACAUCAGCUUUGAGAGUUCCAUGGAUCACCAUUUUCGUUUGUCUAGGUUCCAAAGUGCAACCCAUGACAGCAAAGUCAGUAGCCUGGUCUUUUUAAAAGAGCUACAGGACCUGGCUGAGGACAUUUUUGAAACAAUGGACAAGGCAAAGAGCUUACAAAACCUCUGGCUGAAAAGAUCAGAAACCCCAGGUUCCUCUUAUGGCUCCAGUUUUUUAACAAUGGAUCUCAAUAAAACUGAGGAUGUGAUAUCAAAAUUGGAAAGCCUCCACCAGCAACCUCAUAUUUGGGAUUUUCUUCAUUCACUUCCCAGACUGCACACAACCAAUGCUCACUUGGAAGACAGCAUAGAUGCCAUGGCACACUUUCUCCAGGCAGGUUUAAAUUCGUUAACUUCUCUGGGAGAUUUGGAUUGGCUACCAUUGCACCAGACAAUCCCUCAGGUUUCUAGACAUGUUCUGAAUGUGACCAUCUCCACCCUGAGGUUUCUGCUGCAGCACAGAGUAGCUGUCAAUGAGUCCAUUUACCACCUAUCCCUGCAGAAUAUGGUAUGGGAUCCACAGAAAGUCCAAUCUGAUCUCAAAUCUCAAUUUGGUUUCAAUGACCAUCAAAUGGAACAUAUCCUGAAUUAUUCAGCUGAGCUGAAAGAGAUUCCUACACACAGCAUCCUCAAGAGGAUGAUAUGUUUCAUCUUGUCCAACACUUCUGAGGAUGAAGCCUCGAGCAAGGGCUACCAGGCAGACUGUCAUCCCAAGUGGUCAGCAGUACAGAACUAUAUCAUCCAUGCAGUCAGUUGGCUGAAACUCUAUGCACAGGUGUUUGACCAGUGGCAGCAGGGUGGUCUGCUGCAGAACCUGCUUGCAGGUGCCAGUCACAGCCUGGCAGCUCUUAGGGACCAGUUUAAAGAGGGAAGUGAACCACGGAAGGUGGUGGAAGCCCUGCACACUGCCCUUCUCAUCCUGAGCGACAGCUUGGCAGCAGAUGGCCCCAGAGACAGCCAUCUGUUUGCACAGAUACUCCAGCAUCUAAGCAAGUUACAAGGUGUGGUGUCAGACCUAUCUCCAUGGCCAGUUCUGAAGAGACUGCCCCUGCUGGAUACUGUUCUCAGGAAUGUGGUGACCCAGGACUUGCGUUUUGUCCAAGGAGCCCUCAGUUACCUGGAGACAUCAGCAAAGGAUUUUGUACCUGGUGGACCCGACAGCUGGAGACUAGAAAAAGAUGUGUUCUUCUGGGGGCUAAAGCAGCUGUUGACAAAGAAGGCUUCUGCCACGUGCCUGAAUGGACACUUGUCCCAGGAGGUGGCCCUCCACACUGGGAAUGCCAGCAUCUGGAGAAGUCUUUGGGGAGUGCUGUGCCAUGUCCCUUCCGUCAAUGAGACCAGUGUUUUACAUGAGCUGCUUCAUGAAGUGAAAGAUGCUGGUCAUAGUUUGCAAGAGAUCAUUGCGGGACACACAGAUGGAACAGUUUCAGAACAAUUCGGGAACUUAGACUGGCAAGAACUUGGGACACAGCUGUCAGAAGUGAACUUUACCUGUUCCCAGGUCUUCAAGUUGCCAGGAGCUGCUGCCUCAACUGAGAAUGGCAUCUCUCCAGGUGGCUGUGAGUACCAGCUUGUCUCCACAGUGAUGUCUCACAUACUUGAAGAAGGACAAAAGUCUCUGGAGCAAGUGUUGUAUUGGAAAAUCUUCUUAGGAAUCAUCAGGAAGACAUGUGAAUUGGCUCAAUAUGUGAACAUGCAUGAAAGUUUCCAGAAUAGUCCGCCACCUUUCUCUGAGGACUUUCCUUGUUAUACACAAAAUAUGGAUUGGAAAGCCAUUAUUGAUAAUUAUUUUGUAUUUUUCAAUAACAUUUUGAAGUCUCCAAUAACUUCCAUAGCCAGGGUCUUAAAUUUCACAAAGCACCUUUUAGUGGUGGACAAGAAGAUGCAUGCCCUUGAAAACGGACAGAUGAGCAUUCUUUUGUCACUUGUGGAGUUUCUGGAGGAAUUUUUGUUAUUUGAUCCUUCUGGCUCACUCACUACUCCUGAAUUUCAUAAUCUCUCUUCUCUCAGUGAGCUUUUAUUGAAUAGAAGCAUUCCAUGGAUAAAUCAUUUAAAAAGUUUAGAGAGAGACCCACAUGAUGGUGAUGCUCAGAACCUUCUGGAAAUUCAGAAACUGGUUAUUGAAAAAAUUCAAAAUAUUAAAAAUCAUUGGAUGAGAAGGGAAUCCAAAAUUUUGAGAUUCAUUGAAUUAAUACUUCUUGAAAUUAAUCCAGAGCUGCCAGGAUUCUGGCUCAAUGGCACUUCACAAGAAGGAAGAGCUAAAUUUAAAAUCUCAUCCACAUUUGGAAAUUUUUCUGUUCCAGAAUAUGGAAAAAUUCUUAGCAGAAGCUUUAAUUUCUCCCAGUUUUUCCAUUCUGAUUGGUUCAAAUCACGAGCUGUGAACACAGACUUUAUACAUUUAAGCAGGACUAUGAUACACGGUCUCUAUGAAUUUAGCUUUCUGACACAGGAACAAGUCUCAAUAGCUCUGGACACCAUCUAUGCUCUUCAGAACGUGUCUGAGAUUUUCUCAGCCCUUUCUGAACCCCAGAAACAAGAACUGGAUGACAUUUUGACUCAUAUAAAUGUCUUCCAAGACAGAGAUGCAGCUCUCCUUCUGAAGACCUAUUCUUCACUGUAUCAAUAUUUUCAUAAAUUCUUGAACAUUCAGAACAGAGAGUCCCAGAUAAAUUAUCUUACUCACAUCUCUAGACACAUUUUGGAUCUCAUAAAGCAGUUUAAUAUCCAAAACAUCAGUAAAGCACUUUUGCUUUUAUCGGAGACAACAGAGGCUCUUGGGACAAUACCAGAAAUAUCUUACUGUCAGCAAUUGCUUUCAAUUUUAAAUUUUUUAGAGCUUCAAGCCCAGUCUCUGAUGUCUACUGAGGGCCUGGAACCAGGAGUGAUUCAUGCUAGCUUGACAGGCCUCAAGCAGCUGUUUGCAGCAGAUGAAGGCUUUCGUGUUUCUUUACUUCAGUAUGUCAAUCAGUUCUUCAAUGGUUCAGCAGGGACCCUACUGCCGAGUGAAUGUAUCAUUCUGGAAAAUGCAACCAUUUCUUCUGUGAAUUACUCAGGAAAUGAGGGAGCUUCACUCCCUUUCCUGUGGACACAAUUGUUUUCAAACCUCUCAGUAAAUGGCAGUGUGAUCAGUGAAUUCAUGGCCAUUCACUGCACCCUUUCAUGGAUUCAGACAUGGACUGAGAUCUGGGGAAACAUUUCUCAAAUAUUUAAACUUGACCUGAAUAUUUUCACUUCUCUUCAUGUUGGUAUCACUCAGCUUUUGGAUGAACUGGAAAAUGAUGGGAACAUUUCUAAAAACUGCCAAGGAAUAGUUCCCACUUAUCAUACUGCUAGACUCAUAUUAAAUUUAUUUAAAAAUAUAACCCAGGAGAAUGGCUUUCAUGACUGGGAUGGCCUCCAGGACCUCAGGGAUCUUUGGGUCUCAUUAGGUAAUGAAUUAGUUGCAGUGCAAUCACUUAACCUGGACCAAGCAGAGAAAUCUUUUGUCACCAUGGAAACCUCUCUGCGCCAGCUGAAGACAUUUUCAAUAAAAACAAAUGCAAGCGGGGCGUUUUUAUAUCCCCUCUUUGAUGUUUUCAUUGAGUUGAGCAAAGCCUCAGACUUUGUGGAUAGAAAUGUAGAUCUGAUCAAUAACUUUCUUUCCAGUGAUCUCUCAGAACAUAAAGGCAAAUUUGCAAGUGGCAUCACUAAAAUGAGAGAAACAAUAUUACUUCUUAGGAAUGUGUCCCAGGACAGAAGUUUAUUGUCAUGUGCUGAUGUUUUACAGAGUGUCACUGAGUUGACUUCCAAAGAUAAUCUAUUACCUGUGAACACUUCUAAGAAGCCAGCACAUAUUCUGGCCAUGUUAAGUUCCAUAUUUUCAUUGAAGAACACGAGUACCAGCCUGGAAGGGUGUAUGGCAUGGGCAGAUGUCAUAAACCGUCUGUGUAUGAUGUUUAACUCAAGUUCCUCACCCAGCCAUUUUCACGGCACUUUGAGAAGUUUUAAGGAUAUAGAAAACAAAAUGAACUCUGCAUUGAAAAUUCUAACUUGGGCACUAAAUAAGAAGAUACCUAUUUGCCCAUUAAAUGAGUCACAUAUAAAUUGUGUGACUAUUUACCUGAAAGACAUAACUGAAUUUCUAAAUAUUAUAGUUACUACAGGCUUAGGAAAAGAGAAGGUCCAUGAAUUUGAGAGCUUAUUAGCUCUCUUCAAUAAUUUUACAAAACAGGUAAAUAUGAUCAUCAUCAAUUUAACAAGAGACUUUGAUUUUGCCUCCCAAUCAGAUUGGAAGCACAUCAAGGACUUAUUUCUGAGACCCGGAGGAAUGUCAGAUGACAUUACUGAUUGGUUUCAGAAUAUUUGGCAGCACAUCAUAGCAUUGGGGAACGAAAUGCAGAAACUUUUUAAAGGUAUUUUCCAUAGUGUCCUAGGAAAUAAUUCCUCUUCUGACACUGAAGCAGUGUUUAGUGUAUUCUCUACAAGUCCAAAGGAAAGAGAUAUAAGCCGUUUAGGCAAUUCCAUUUACCACUUAGCUAAUUACUUUGCUCUCAACUUAACUCAUGAUCUUCAGAAUUCAUCCGAAAUAGUCCCGAAUGAAAUACUGAAAGCUGUGGUUCUCGGUAUUCAACUGACACGGGAUGUGUUCAACUCCUUAAUGCCUGCAAUCCAUUUCAAUAUUCCACAAAGUUCAGAUCAUGCUCAAGUUUUAAAGAAAAUGACAUCUCUCAUGCAUUCUCUCAAGAAGGCAGACAUAGAACUCUUAGUAGGACAGCUGGGUCAAAUUGGUGAAAACUUAAUGAGUUUCUUUAAGAAUCUCAGCAGGUCAGGGGUCGACAAUUUAGGGGUCCAUGUGCUUGUUGGCUUAGUGAAAACGUUUGUAGACAGCUCACAUUCAUGGAACGUUAAUCACCUGCUGCGCUUCUCCCGUCUGCUUCCCAAAGAAGUGGUGAACACUGUGCUGGAUGUAUAUUAUGCUCUUCCCCAUAUUGUGGGGCUCCUGCAGAGGGUCACAGAGAAAAACAUUACAGAGAGCCUCAGGGACAUCUAUAACUUCACACUUCUUCAUGGAAUAACCAUGUUCAAUACCACCAAGGAAGACUUUGCUGAUGUGAUUAAAACUCUUUUGGAUACAGUUGAGUUAGUAUCUGAUGAGCCAGCUGUUAUUUCUGAGGCUUUAAUGUGCCUUCCUAGGGUUUGGUGCUUGAACCACACAACUUCUAGGCUUGAGAAAAACCCUGAGGUAGAACAUUGCAAUGUCCAGGGGCACAUGUCUUCUUCCUUUUACCACAUGGUGACCAGUAUACUGGAUCUUCUUCAUCUGCCACACCCAACUGAUUCCCAGUGCAUAAAUGAAAACUCUGGAGUAGAAAUAACCAGAAAAGUGGUCUGUGUGACGCAUGAGUUUGCAGACUGGAGUUCCAUUCUCUCGGAGCUGUUGGAAAUUUUCCAUGUUAAAAAUGUACUCGUGAAAUCUCUGCAGGGACUUUGGCAUAAGGUGUUGCCCUUCAUGUCACCUUCUGGGAAUCAAGUCAAUGGCAGUAUCCCAGAACUCUGUCCUAGUAGUACCAUAAAGCAAGGUGCUUUGCAAGUCAUAGAAAAACUAAAAUAUGCAAAUUUUACCAAAUUUCUACUUCAUGAAAACAUUCUGAACAAGCUAGGUAACUUAGACAAGAUCCUUAACAUUACUGAAGACAUAGAGAUAUCUGCCCAAAAUAACGGUUUCUUAAACUUGGAAAGGAUCUUCAAAUUGAUUUCUGCUGUUUGGACUUUAAGAAACAGUACUUACUAUCUACUCUCAGAAAUUACAAACUUUCUGAAUGUAAAUCAUACAGAUAGGCACCCAGACUCACUAUCAAGUUUAAUUAAAAAUGAUACAUCAACUUACAACUUUGAAGAACUGUGGUUUGACUUUAAGCAAAACACCAAAGACCCUACCAAUAACUCGAGUCUAGGACAAUUACUUUCUGAUAUUAACAAGAAGAUCCAAAUCAUAGCUCUUCAAAACACAACUGUUCAACUUCCUCAGCUUCUGGAAAUCCUGGGUUUAUCACCAUUGAAGAUGUCAGAAAUAACUGAAGGCUUUUCAUUUCUCCUAAAACAUUGGCUCCAUGAGUAUGAAAAUGAAGAUUACUUUAGGUUGAUUCAAAGACUACUAAAUGCCAUGGCCAGUGGGAAUUCAACUGAUGUAACUAGGUUGGCCAGGGAUCUUACUACAUAUUUGGGCUAUCUCAGAAACAGUAGUGAAGGCAAUUUGGAUGUUGGCAUUCUCACUCAUAUGUUAAAUCAAGAGCAGCUAACUGGCUUCUCAACUCUUCAGUUGCUUCUUGAAAGCAUUGUGAUGAAUUUAGUUAGUUACUUUGUUGAGAAUUCUCAGGAACCAGCUCUGAGUUUCAAUGGAUUUCAAAUAAUGGAUUUCAUGACUCUUGUCUUGAAUCACACACAGUCCAAAAAUGGUGGAGAAACUGCAGGAAGCACAGAGGGUUUCCUGAAGCAGCUUUUGGAGACAUUCUUCUCUUUGCUAAAUGGAAUGCCUGAAAAUAAAAUAUCACUUCUGCUAAAAGACUUGCAUAGGGAUUUCAUUGCAGAGAUGAGUUUUGUCCCCAGAGAUAAAAUUCUUGAAAUUCUGAAACUGGAUCCAUUCCUUACCUGGGUGAAUGAGGACCAAUUGAUGAACAUUUUCUCAAGUUUUACGUCUGUGUAUUAUCUGAUUAAGAACAUAUUUUCAUUAGACAACAGAGAACUCUCUGGAGUCCUGAAAGGUUUAACUUACAUCCAUCCAAGGGAGCCCAUGGUGAACACUGACGCUGAAGACCACUUGGAUUUCUUUACCGUAGUGACUCAGUUUCUUUCCCAGGUCAAUAAUUCUGAGGACCUGUCCAAAUUCAACCAAAAUCUCAGGUCUGUUCUCCACCUUGUAAGAGAAAGUUCUGCAGAAAUGGCUAAUAUCAGGGAUAUUCUCUUACACUCACCUACUCAGGCCUGCCACUCCUCCUCUUCUGUGCUCCAACACACUGCAAUUGCUAAACUAACUGACUUGUUUUCUGUUGUAAAUAGUUCAUUCCCUCUAAGAAACAGAGAUGCUCUAGAAUCAACUAUGAGGUUAUUUGGUGCCAUUUCCCGAGUUGGUGCAGAAAGUCAUGUCCUGGAGCCUGCCUUAGAAAUAUCUAGAACUCUGACUAUGCUGGUGAAUAACACUGCUGAACUUGGUGGUCUUGCCUCAUCAGUGGAUUCCAUGGUCAGAUUUCUCAGUUUAGCUAAAAAGGUUUCAAGAAAGAUGGCUAUGAUGUUGGGAGCUCUCUCCAUCUCUAGUACAAAGGACUCUGGGAAAUUCUUUGACACUUUGUAUUCCUUCAUGCUACAAAGUUUUCAAUAUCAUGUGAAGCAAAUAACUACUUUGAAAAAAGUAAAACCUUUCAUAUUUGAAAAGACAAAGGAUUUGUUGGUGCCAUUUCUUGACCUGGCCUUCUGGAUGAUUGGAGUCACACCUAAUAUAUCACAGGACUCUGAUGUUUUUAACAUGUCAUCUAGCAUACUUUCAUAUGUCAACCAGUCCAAAGACUUUUCUGAGAUUUUGGAAGAAAUGACUGAAAAUUUAACUUCUGCAAAAAUUGGUUGGAGAGAUUUGGAGCAUCUUGUUGUGGUGAUUAAAAACAGGACUCAAAAUUUUUCUGCUGAUGCUAUUAACUUAUGGGAAGAGAUUCUAGACUGCUUAGUUCCUAUAAGUAACAUCACUACCCAAAUGGACUUCUUGAAGUUUUAUGAGCUUUCUCCUACCAAUUGUCCUCAGGUCCUGAGUUACGAGGGAAGUCACAAAGCAAUCCGAUUUUUGGAUGGAAUGCUAAUUGAUAACAGCACAGAAAGAGAGACUUUCUCGAAAAUGGUGAUUGAUCUCACCUUACAAGCUCUUUGGAAUGGGUUAAAGGAAGAUAACUGGGAUAUUUUUAAUCUCCUGUUGACAUUUGCCCAGCACCCAGAUGACCUUUUAAAAACCAUAGAAUCAGUUGUAGAGGUCUCUAGUGGAAUUAAUAGUGACUAUGGAGAUGGUUUAAGCCAAGAUUUAUUUUCCAAUUUGUCAUUGCUUCAGAACACCACUCGCUAUCAGCUUGCAAAGACAGUCUUGAUUGGUCUCAGCAGAAUGGUCCCCUCCAGGGAAGGGCGGCCUCCAAACAAUGCUCAGUGGAUACAUUUCACACAUACUUUGUUUCACCCACAUAGCAACAGCUUUCCUAAUUCAGCCACUGGUCAGAAUGUUACAUCAGGAAAGGAUGGGAGGACCAAGGAAGAAAUGAUGGCACUUCCUCCUGGCUCCCAACCAACGUCAUACUUCCAGAAAUUCCUGAAGGCAUUAUUUGUAUUGAUUGGACACUGGCAGAGAGUCCCACAAGCUGAUCAAAGUGUUUUGGAGAUGUGUCAAGUUUUCCUGCAGCUGGAGAAGCCCUCGGAAGCUGUGGAGAUGCUGCACAGAGUGGAGAUGAUGGCUUUGCAUGUGCUCAUCAUCUUUGCAGAAAACCCUUCCCUGACUAAGGACCUUCUGUGUGCUAUUCUGAGUUGCAAGGGAGGUGGGACGAGGCACCUGAUCUUAUCUACUAUGCAAGGAGUCACUUUGGCACAUCACCACUACCAGGAAAUUGGAAAGAUAUGGUCCUCACCGGACCAGCUGGACUGUGAACAUCUUAGCAGGAGUCUAUCCAGUGCGUUGGAAGGCUUCAAAAGAAGCUUGGAAAAUGCUUCUAGCCAGGGCUGCACAUGCCAGCCCCUGGUGGGAACACUUCAACAGCACAUGCACAGGUUGAUCAACAGUCUCAAGGAGACAUGGAUGACAAAGAUUCCUGUUAUGAUGUUUCUUAGCAAUUUUACAGUCACAGAGGAUGUCAAAAUAAAGGAUUUGACGAAGAAUGUCACCAAAUUAACCGAGGACCUCCGCUCCUCCUUCCCCAUCUCCGAUGAGACCAUCCACAGUAUCUUAGAAGCCACCAUUUCCCAUUCAAAGGUUCUCUCCAGUGUCCUCACUGUAGCUUUGUCUGGAAAGUGUGAUGAAGAAAUUCUUCAUCUCCUGCUGACAUUUCCCGAGAGUGAGAAAUCCUGGUUUGUUACAAGGGAACUCUGCAGCCUGCCUGGGUCUCAAGUGUUCUCUCUGCUCAUGGUGAUGGGCCAGAACCUGAACCUGAGGAACCUCAUUUACAAAACUCUGAUACCCUCUGAAGAAAAUGGCUUGCUCAACUCCCUGUUGGAUGUCAUUUCCAGCCUCAGCUCCAUCCUUGCCAGAGCCCAGCAUGUCCUUGAACAUCUCCCUGAAUUUCUUCACAUGUUUAAAAUCACCGCCUUGCUAGACAUGCCAGACUUCCAGCAGGUUUCACAGAAAGACCAAGCCAGAAGUUCGUCUUUGGCUUCUUUCCAGUCUGUGAUGAAGCUCCUCUGUAAGGACCAGGACUCUUUCCUCAGCAACUCGAACAUGUUCGUUAAUUUACCUAGAGUCAAUGAGCUCUUGGAGGAUGACAAAGAGAAGUUCAAUAUUCCUCACGACUCAACACCAUUUUGUUUGAAGCUUUAUCAGGAAAUUCUACAGUCUCCAAAUGGUGCACUGGUAUGGUCUUUCUUAAAACCUAUAUUACAUGGAAAAAUACUGUAUACACCAAGCUCUCCAGAGAUCAAUGAGGUCAUUCAAAAGGCUAAUUACACUUUUUACUUUGUGGAUAAGAUAAAAACCUUAUCAGAAACACUUCUGAAGAUGUCCAGCCUUUUCCAGGGAAGUGGAAAUGGCCAAAUGUUCAACCAGUUGCAGGAUGCCCUGAGAAACAAAUUCAUAAGAAAUUUUGUAGAGAGCCAGUUGAAUAUUGACAUGGACAAACUUACUGAAGAUCUUCACACAUAUGGACAGACACUGGACAAGAUGUUUAAUCAUGUGGGGGCUGGACGCUUCCAGUUCUUGGGUGGUAUCUUGGCUAAUCUCUCUUCCUGUGUGGUGUUGGACCGAUUCCAGGCAGUGGAGGCUGUUGACACCCUGGAGACGAAGGCACAUGAACUAAUGCAGCAGAAUAGUUUCUUGGCCA